UGACAAGCAGUUGAGCUGAUAAUUGGAAAGGAGGGUUUAGACAGCGGCUGACUGAGUCACUGAAAAGGGAAAUAGCUUUGAGAGCGGGGUGGAGUCAAGAGAUCCUAAAAUGCCCCUUAAAUAGGCUAACUCCCGCGGGGAGCGGGAGAUUGGCUCAGAUCGGGGUAACCGCGAAGAGUUUACACAUUCGUGCCUGAGAUCUGCUGGGUUGCAUCACGAAUUCAGGUGAUUCUCUAUGUCCUCUGUGACCUGCCAUCAUGCCACAGGCUCCAACUUUCCUGAUAAUGGCCACUGUUUGGGUAACUACGGUAGACAGAGCUGCUCUCAUGUCCUCGGAAGAAAUGAUUAAGAUGAAUCCACCCACAGACAUUAAGAUCACCCCUGGGCGUUUAGGAGAGUAUGUUGUCUCCUGGAGUGGAAACUGCACGUGCACAGAUGACAUCUACUACCACUUUGUCCACAGAUACUUGGAUUCAAAGGAUGAUGAGAGCCCGAAGAUCAUUCAAACUCAUGAAAUAAAGCUAGAUGUGGAAUUCCACAGAGGGAUACAUGUUCAGGUUCAACUUUAUCAAGACAAUAAAGAAGAGAUAUCUGGCAUUUGGACUAAAAGGAUUUUUCAUCCACCACGCGAUUCAUUUGCCUCAAUAGACAAUCUCACAUGUAUCUUUUAUGACAAUCAUUAUAUGAACUGCACUUGGACUAUUAAUGAAAAUGCACCACAGGAUGCAGAAUACAUUUUGUCUUACAGGACAGAAAAUGUAAAUGAUACAAACAACUGUACAAAUUAUCAGAAGGUUGAGCAGAGGAACGUUGCCUGCCAUGGUCACAGAUAUGAAAAGCACUUAGUUUCAAAGGUUAACAUUUGCAUCAGUGAAUCAAGCAACACGACAAAGUUACCAUACUGCAGAAAUAUUAUUCCAGCUGUCUAUUAUAAAGUCUACACACCAAUAAAUGUUACAAUAAAUGAAAGAACUGAUGAAGUAAAAUGGGAACUUCCAAAAAUGAAUUAUAAGGCCAGCUGUUAUGUCUAUCAAAUAAAUAUCACAAACUGGAGAGACCACGUCCAUAAGGUUCUAAAUGUGAACAGUACAAAAUAUGUCAUCAAUAGAAAUCACGAGAAAAGAUAUUCAGUGCAAGUCAGGGGAACAAUAAACUCUGAUUGCUAUGAAAGCAUUUUCUGGAGUGAGUGGAGCAAGCCUCUGAACAUUGAGCCUGACUCAAUGAAUUUCACUCUUUUGAUAAUUGUAACAGCCCUUGCAGUUAAUUUCGUAGUGGUAGUAUUGGUGCCAAUUUUCGUCUGUACAAAGUUUGCGCUAUGGUCAAAGGUCUGUCAACCAGUCCCUGAUCCAAAGGAGAAGUUCAAGGGCCUCUUUGAAGAUUAUGAUGGCGAUUUUCAGAAAUGGAUUAAUAAGAAUCCAUUAGUGAUGACCAGAAUGGAAGAAUGCAUUCCUGUUAUUGUGAAAGAAGUCUAGAAGUCUAUCUCUGAAUACUGGUAUCAAGUGCAGCUUUAUUUCAGACUACCCCGAUUGACCGGGAGGCUUUAUCUUCGACUGCAUCCUUGGAAGGGGGUGCAGGGGUGGGGCGGGGGGGA
This is a messenger RNA of Carcharodon carcharias (great white shark), 1591 nucleotides long. RefSeq names its product interleukin-5 receptor subunit alpha-like. Gene Ontology annotation, cellular component: external side of plasma membrane. Lineage: Eukaryota; Metazoa; Chordata; Chondrichthyes; Lamniformes; Lamnidae. Gene Ontology annotation, biological process: cytokine-mediated signaling pathway; immunoglobulin mediated immune response. The transcript has 11 exons. The record is from RefSeq and is a predicted model, not a curated record. Gene Ontology annotation, molecular function: protein binding; cytokine receptor activity. Bases 258 to 1472 code for a protein of 404 amino acids.